AUGCAUACGCACAUUUGCGUCACUAAGUUCAUGAACGAAAUGUACGCGGUGCUGUGCGCGAGCAGGGGAGCCACGGACAAGUUUGAGUUCGAGUCGGCGGACGUGGGGGACAUCAUGUCCCUCGUGCUGGGACACUGCCCCCGCAAGAAGUCGUCCAGCCGCAGCGAGGCCACGUGGCACGUGCAGCAGAUCGUGCUGCUCAUCCUCGAGACAGGAAACAAGUACAUCUUCCCGUGCGACGCGCAGAUCGAGCUGUCGUCGAAUCGCGAAGAGAGCGGCCGCAGCUUCGAGUGCCGACGCAAGAUCGAGAGCUUCGCGAGCCGCACCGGAGGCCUGGCUCCCGUCAAGUACGAGGUGCUGGUGGUGACGGGCGGCGAGAAGGGGUGCGGCACCGACGCCAACGUCUUCAUCGUCGUGUUCGGCACGCGCGGCGACUCGGGACGCCGCGCGCUCAAGCACAAAUACCGCAACCUGUUUGAGCGCGGCAAGACUUCGCGCUUCAUGCUGGAAGCGCUCGACCUGGGGGAGCUCAACAAGGUACGAAUCGAGCAUGACAACAGCGGAUUGAGCGCAGGGUGGCUGUUAGACCGAAUCGAGAUCAUCAACACAUCCACACUCAUCCGCACCAUCUUCUUCUGCAACAAAUGGCUCGACCGUAAGAGAGGAGACCGUCAGACGUGCCGGGAGCUCUUCCCCAUCUACUGA
Callorhinchus milii (elephant shark) is the source of this 705-nucleotide messenger RNA. Its product is annotated as lipoxygenase homology domain-containing protein 1-like. Lineage: Eukaryota; Metazoa; Chordata; Chondrichthyes; Chimaeriformes; Callorhinchidae. The record is from RefSeq and is a predicted model, not a curated record. Gene Ontology annotation, molecular function: protein binding. Bases 1 to 705 code for a protein of 234 amino acids. The transcript is spliced from 3 exons.